AUGAUCGUUGAGGAGGGAUACGUUUGCAUGGAUCCUGCCAAGGUCAAGGCCAUCGCCAAGUGGGCCGUCCCAACGCGCAAGAAGGAGCUGCAGUCAUUCUUAGGAUUCUGCAACUUCUACCGACGCUUCAUCAAGGACUUCAGCCACAUCGCUCGCCCGCUCCAUCGCCUUACCGGAGACGUCCCUUGGGAAUGGGGCGUUGAACAACAGCUCGCAUUCGAGGAACUCAAGCUUCGCGUUACAUCCGAGCCCGUGCUCGUCAUCCCAGUCGACGACUCCCCGUUUAGAGUUGAGGCCGAUGCCUCUGACUUUGCGACGGGUGCAGUGCUCUCGCAGAAGGCUGCUGAUGGCAAAUGGCACCCAGUCGCGUACUUCUCAAAGUCGCUUAGUGAAGCUGAACGCAACUACGAGAUUUACGACCCCCUUUAG
Molecule: messenger RNA, 429 nt
Organism: Peniophora sp. CBMAI 1063
Lineage: Eukaryota; Fungi; Basidiomycota; Agaricomycetes; Russulales; Peniophoraceae
Source: the annotation of a GenBank genome assembly